CUUUUUCUUCCCCUCUCUCGUUGGCUCCGCCCUCGAAGGGAGCGGAGCGAGCCGCCUCUCCUGGCUUGAGGGUCAGCGAGGGGACGGCGCGGCUGCUGCUACCUGCUUCGCGAGCAGCUGCCGGAAACAUGGUGGGACGGAGUGGGGCGAUCGCUGCCGGUGUGUGCGGGGCCCUCUUCAUCGGCUACUGUAUUUACUUUGACCGCAAGAGACGGAGCGACCCCAACUUCAAGAACAGGCUUCGAGAGCGAAGAAAGAAACAGAAGCUUGCUAAAGAGAGAGCUGGACUUUCAAAGUUACCCGACCUUAAAGAUGCUGAGGCUGUUCAGAAGUUCUUCCUUGAAGAAAUACAGCUUGGUGAGGAAUUACUAGCCCAAGGUGAAUAUGAAAAGGGUGUUGACCACUUGACAAAUGCCAUUGCUGUCUGUGGGCAGCCACAGCAGUUGUUGCAAGUUUUACAGCAGACUCUUCCAUCACCAGUGUUCCAGAUGCUUCUGACUAAGCUGCCAACAAUAAGCCAGAGAAUUGUGAGUGUACAGAGCUUGGCCGAAGAUGAUGUGGAAUGAGAAACAUGUCAACAUAAUAAAACUUAAUAAAAAAAUUUUAAAUAAUUCUUAGCCCAGAAGAUGAGCAGCAAUGGGGGGGAAGGGCAAACAUACUAGUUAUGGACUCUGUAUUACACUGAAAUCUACCAAAGUUGAUUUUAACUUUGUGUAGGUAGGUUUGCUUGGAUUUUAUUUAUUUAUCUUAGUGAGAAGUGUAUUUUGAUAAAAAAAAUCAUUUUAUAAAUACACUAUGAAUUAUCUAAAUAUCACUAAUUUCAUUUGUUACUAAAAUAUGCAGUUGUAAGAUACAUGUGACAUAACACUACUACAUGUUAAAAUACCCAGUGCUCAUUUUUGAAAAAAGUUAAGGCAAUAAAAAGAAUUAUGCACUCCAUGUUAGAGCACUAACUGGUGGCUUUGGUUUAUCCUAGUAAAUUUUGUAGUGUAUUGGUGAACUGAGAACUUUUUAUUUUUUAAUUUACCAAAGCUAACAAUCUGUGAAGUCACUGGAUAUGAAGUAUUUCCUAUUCAUAAAGAUAAUCAUGGAUACAUUUAGGGGAUAUUUUUGGUUUACAGGGCAACAGCAACCAAAAAACUCUUGAAAAUUAAUUUUAUUUAAAACAAACUUAUGAAUCUUGGAUAUUUAUUUUGCAGUUCAGAGUUAAUGGAAAGAGCACUGAACCUAGUAACAAUCAAGAAACUUGUGUUCUAAUUUUAUUCUACCACUAACAGCUGUGAUUGAUAUAGGACAGAUUCCUUUAUCACAGAACCCAAUCCCUAUAAAAUGAGAGAUUUGUAUUAAGUAAAGAGUUCUUUUCAGCUCUAUGAUGAUACUCUAUUAUAGAGUUGUGGGUUUUUUUGUUUUUGUUUUUGAGUCUAAAAAUCAGUUGAGAAGAAAAAUUUUCUGACUGUUGACUAUCCAAAAGUAAGUACUGGGUUAUCUCAGGAUAUUGUGAAUUCCCCAUCAUUGGAGGUCUUUAAAUUGGAGACUGUAUGAUCUUGGAAAUCUUUUUCAGGUAUGUGUUGGAUUAGAUGAUUUCUAAGGUGAAGUCUCUUCCAACCCUGAUACCAUUUCAUUUAGAGUAAGUUUUAACCUAUGCCAUAACUUCUUCUUUGCAUUUAUCUCCUUGGUCUUUAUUUAUUUCUUCUCUACACCUUCAGAUCUUUGGUUUAUUUGCUUUCUUGAAUAUUGAAACACCAUUGUUUGACAUAGUAAAUGAAGGCUUUUUCAGAGAGGGAUUGGGCUGAUUGAAAACUAAAGUCUGUCAUCUGGUACAUAUUGGGAUAUUCUAGACUGAAAACUGUCUAUAUUUCUGAACUAUAGACUGGCUUCAAUAAUAAUUUGCUAUGACCUGUUUAUAAAAAUUUUCUUUAAAAGUUAUGAGUAUAUGUUCUCUUCCAUAGCAUUGAAAUCUUGUUUAUAAUCGUAAGAAAUGAGGACCUGAUAGUGGGGGAGAAGAGGAGGCCAUUCUGCCAAGGGGAAUAAAGUUUUUGUGGAGCUCCUUGCUUGCUGAUCUGAGCAUGUUGUAUUACAAUAGCAGUGCUGUUAGGCUGCAGCUAAUUAGGGGGGAAGAGGGUUACUACUGAGAGCUAAGACAAGGAAAGUUCAAGCUUCUUUGGAAGAAAUAAGGCAUCAUAGAGUGGAGCAGACCACUUAAACAUUGAAGGGAAAGAAUGAAAAUUUUGGAGAAUUCUAAGUUAUAGAAAAAUUGCUGAUUUAUAGUGGUGGAAUUUCUAUAACAGUGGUUCCCUACACUCAGGAAAUCAGAGAUCUGGACCAGAAAAAACCCAAGUCAUCCAAAUACCUCUAAGUGAAAGGAAGAGGACAAGAAUGGGGUAAACUUGGAUACAGGAAAGUAAAGGAUUAUCCAUGUUCUUGUGACAUUAAGGCCCAGUAAACAGUCCUUUGCCCCUGCUAUUUCUGACCCUAAAACUUAAAUUGGGCCCCUGUUGUGAGAAUUUUUUAGUGAAUUGAUAAGGGAAUAUUUUCCUUAUUUAUUGUUCAUUGAAGAAUGAAAUUUUUUUAAACAAAUCAUAAUUGUGUUUUGGGAGAGCAAGUACAAAUAUAAUGGUGUUCUUAAUUUUUUGCACCUGGUCCAUGUUCUCUUCCUAAAGGAUUUAAUGUUUUAUGAAGCGGGGGGGCCCCCCACCCCCUCCAAUCUGUUUUGGUAAUGUCAAAGUCCAUCAUGUUUAAGUGAAACAAAUGUACCCUUUCCCUAUCACUCACCUACCCCCUUUAAGAAAGGAACAAAUUGUGUACAACACGUGCACUUGCACAAAACCUUUGGAAAUGGGAAGUCAUGAGCUUUCAGAGGUUGACAAGUUUCUUUUUAGGGACAAAUUUUUUUGAUCUGUUUCGUAAUUUCAUGCUUGGUAUAAAGCAUCAGGAACAUUUUGGACAUGUGUGUGUUUACCUGAAGGUAGUAGUUAUACUAUCAGAUGAUUUUUAGCAAUUACCCAAAUGGAGUAUGUUUUUGUUACAUUAUUCAACCUGUGGACAAGGGUUGUUGCUCAGAAUAUAAAAUGUUAUAAAAAUUUCAACAAUGUCGGUUUAUUACAUAAGCAUUAUACAGAACUUUCAGUCUUACAAAAGAUGAAUCUUUAAAAUGUUGCUUGUGCCUCAAGCUGUUAAAUAGUGAAAUAUUAAAGGGCUUGGAGAACA
Messenger RNA from Dromiciops gliroides (monito del monte), 3207 nucleotides. It is a transcript of the gene TOMM20, whose product is annotated as translocase of outer mitochondrial membrane 20. Gene Ontology annotation, cellular component: mitochondrial outer membrane translocase complex; mitochondrial outer membrane. Lineage: Eukaryota; Metazoa; Chordata; Mammalia; Microbiotheria; Microbiotheriidae. Gene Ontology annotation, molecular function: transmembrane protein transporter activity. The record is from RefSeq and is a predicted model, not a curated record. Bases 129 to 566 code for a protein of 145 amino acids. Gene Ontology annotation, biological process: protein import into mitochondrial matrix; tRNA import into mitochondrion; protein targeting. The transcript is spliced from 5 exons.